CUCUGCUUCUGCUUCUUCUUCUUCUUCCGUCAGUUCCCAAGUCUCAAGAAUUUUUCUUUUUCACUUUUAUUAAACCCUUUUGAUUAUCCUUCACGGAUUGUUGAUUCCUCAUACUUUUUAUCAACUGGGUUUUCUAAAAGUUCCUGUCUUUUUCACGCAAUCUUCACUGCAGGAGGUUAUUUUCAAACUUUUUUUUUUUUUUUUUGCAACAACAUUUCCCCUGUUUUCGAACUCUGAACUUCUCUGUUUCGUAGCCCAAGAAAUCGUUCGUCAAAGAAUGGCCAUAAAGACAAUUGAAUUGUUGAAAGGGAGUGUGUCCCAGGAAGAGAUAAUGGAAGUUCUUGCUGCGGUGGCUUCGGAUUUGGGGGAUGUGAUCGAUGAUGUGAACAACUUGCAAGUGAUUCCAUUGAAGGGUGCAAUGACCAAUGAGGUUUUCCAGAUAAACUGGCCAACCAAAAAUGGUAGUGAUCUCAGAAAGGUUCUGGUUCGCUUAUAUGGUGAAGGUGUUGAAGUUUUCUUUGACAGGGAUGAAGAAAUUCGAACGUUUGAGUGCAUUUCAAAGCACGGUCAGGGUCCACGCCUUCUUGGCCGGUUCACCUCUGGCCGAGUUGAGGAGUUUAUUCAUGCCAGGACUCUCUCGGCUGCUGACCUUCAUGACGUUGAAAUAUCUGCUUUGAUAGCAUCUAAGAUGAGGAAGUUCCAUAAUCUUCAUAUGCCUGGUGCAAAAAAGGCUCAGAUUUGGGAGAGAAUGAGGAAUUGGCUUUCUGAAGCCAAAAGUUUGUGCUCCCCAAAGGAUACAAAACUUUUUGGCUUGGACAGUCUGGACGAGGAAAUAAAUAUUCUAGAGAAGAAAUUAUCUGAAGAAUAUCAAGAGAUUGGUUUUUGUCACAACGACCUGCAAUAUGGUAACAUAAUGAUGGAUGAAGAGACAAGAUCAAUCACUAUAAUUGACUACGAAUACGCCAGUUACAAUCCAAUUGCGUAUGACCUAGCAAAUCAUUUCUGUGAAAUGGUGGCAGAUUACCAUAGUGACACACCUCAUGUUCUUGACUACAGUAAAUAUCCUGGACUAGAGGAGCGUCAAAUGUUUAUCCGUAUUUAUCUCAGCUCUGAAGGCAAGAAAGCAAGCAAUGCUAAAGUGAACCGGUUAGUGAAUGCUUCAGAAAAAUACACUCUUGCAAGCCAUGUAUUUUGGGGCUUGUGGGGGCUUAUUUCGAGUUACGUGAAUAAAAUUGACUUUGACUACAAGGAGUAUGCAAGGCAAAGGUUUCAGCAAUACCGGUUAAGAAAGCCUACUUUACUGGACUCACCAAGCAUCUUUUCCCAAGACGGAACUGUGAAUGGUUCGCUGGCAUACUACACGUGAUUGCUUCUGAUGUCUUAGUCAAGCUAUAUAUCUUAGUAUAUAAUUUAUUAAUAACAUCUAAAGGCAUGAUAUAUAUGCUGCACCAUAUCUUAGUAUAUAAUUUAUUAAUAACAUCUAAAGGCAUGAUAUAUAUGCUGCACCAUAUCUGUAAAUAAUAUCUAAUCACCAACAAUGUGUGAUGAGUUUCUGAUAAAUUUUAAUUAAAGUUUGUUUUAUCAAUCCCUCUCUUUUGGGAUUGAG
Gastrolobium bilobum is the source of this 1606-nucleotide messenger RNA. RefSeq names its product probable choline kinase 1. Bases 278 to 1366 code for a protein of 362 amino acids. The transcript is spliced from 8 exons. The record is from RefSeq and is a predicted model, not a curated record. Gene Ontology annotation, cellular component: cytoplasm. Gene Ontology annotation, molecular function: choline kinase activity; ethanolamine kinase activity. Gene Ontology annotation, biological process: phosphatidylethanolamine biosynthetic process; phosphatidylcholine biosynthetic process. Lineage: Eukaryota; Viridiplantae; Streptophyta; Magnoliopsida; Fabales; Fabaceae.